CAAAAAAAAAAACACAUAGACAUAGCCCUGUUUACUCGGACAUUACCCAAAUUAAAAACGUCACAGUUGCACAACUAUAACCCUAAUUGGCACUCCUCUUUCUUCUUCCUCUCGAAAUCGUUCCUCUUUCCUCUCUAAAUCACAGAGAAAAUGGCCGAUUCUCAGCGCAAGAGGUAUUCGAGAUCUCCAUCACCUCGGAAAGCAAGAUCUAGGUCUCAGUCCAGGUCUAGAUCAAUGUCUCCUCCUAGAUACCGGUCUCGUUCUCAUUCCAGGUCAAGGUCGCCGAGCCGUGGCAGGGUUGAGACGAAUCCUGGAAAUACACUUUUUGUUACUGGUCUCUCUUCUAGAGUUACUCAAAGAGAACUUGAGGAUUUUUUUUCCAAGGAAGGAAAGGUAAGCUCAGUAUUCUUGGUCAUGGAGCCACGUACACGCAUAUCAAGAGGCUUUGCCUUUGUGACUAUGGACACUGUUGAAGAUGCGGAUCGUUGUAUCAAGUACCUCAAUCAAUCUGUUCUUGAAGGUCGCUACAUCACUGUUGAGAAGUCAAGGAGAAAACGACCAAGGACACCGACACCCGGACAGUAUCUUGGCUUAGGACAUCGACGUAAAUUCCGUGGUGGGUAUGGUGGCCGUGAUGACUAUGAUCAUAGGAGGUCACCAAGACGUUCACCUUAUCGAGGUAGUCGAGGUUAUUCUCCUCGUCGCUCCCCUUAUGCUGAAAGGUCAAGGAGGUACAGGUCAAGGUCCUACUCUCCUUAUGGAAGCCCAGACAGAGGAUAUGGGCGUCGCUCUGGUGCCUAUGGCAGAUAAGAGAAUUGUUGUAAGCUAUUUGGAGAUGAAUGGGGACUAUAAUACUCUCUUGUCAAACCAUGUUAGUGUCUAGAAUGUGUAUUUUGGUGCCUUUUAUAGUUCUAGCUGUUCAACCCUUGGUUCUGACUUUGUAGCGACGCUUUUUGCAACAUGCUCUUUGUUAAGAUCGUUUAAAGGUUGCACUAUAUGACUCAAGUAUUUACAGAGAUAUGUAUCUGCUUCUUAGUGAACUCAAGGCUGAAUUCUCUUGCUGUUUGGAGGUUUCUGGUGUUGGUUA
Molecule: messenger RNA, 1087 nt
Organism: Chenopodium quinoa (quinoa)
Lineage: Eukaryota; Viridiplantae; Streptophyta; Magnoliopsida; Caryophyllales; Amaranthaceae
Product: serine/arginine-rich splicing factor SR45a
Exons: 7
Coding region: 151-810 (219 amino acids)
Biological process (GO): positive regulation of mRNA splicing, via spliceosome
Cellular component (GO): spliceosomal complex
Molecular function (GO): RNA binding
Source: RefSeq, a predicted model, not a curated record